Messenger RNA from Ctenocephalides felis (cat flea), 1551 nucleotides. RefSeq lists its product as uncharacterized. The record is from RefSeq and is a predicted model, not a curated record. The transcript has 4 exons. NCBI's taxonomy places the organism in Eukaryota, Metazoa, Arthropoda, Insecta, Siphonaptera, Pulicidae. Gene Ontology annotation, cellular component: membrane. The coding region runs from base 1 to 681 and encodes 226 amino acids.
AUGGAAAGAGCGGAACCUGGAACGCAUCCGGUAUCUUUGGACGGUGGUUCCUUGUCUGAUUCAGGAAUAUCCGACGGUGGUUCCGAUUGGGGUUUCUCCGAACGCGAACGUCGACUUGGAGCACUGCGUCGCCUGCACAGGCAGCUGGAACUGGCGCUGGCUCCGGGAAGCGCAGCUCUAUUAGCUAUUACAAAGCGAAUGGAGCAAGCAGAAAGCGAAUUGCGUUCACUGCAGCAGGCUUGCAGGGAGCUGGUGGCACGUACUGCAGUUCAAGGUGAAACCGUCCAUCGCAUCACUGCCGAUAUGAAUAUGCGUCGUGGCUCCAAUGGAUCUUCGAAUGCUUCUUCACAGGGACGAUCACCAAAUGGAGGUAAGCGUAAAACUAAGAGGCGCCAAGCCCAAUCCGUAACCGUACCAGCCGUAACUAUCCUCUCAGAACCCGCCAAGGGCGACUUGUGUACAGCCGGUGGUCCAGACGACGAUCCUGGUUCAAGCCCGACACCAGCCAGACCAGGGUGGGCAAAACGCGUUGCCAGGGCCGCUCUUCCUUUACAGCUCGCUUUAGUAGCAGUAUUUUGCGCUGCUUGCUUAUUAGAACCACAUUGUUGCGAUUCUAUGAACACCUGGACCAUGUCUUUGGCUCCACAAUUGCGUUAUGUUAGGGGGCCACCUCCAGUGUAAAAAACAGAUGGAGGAAAUUUGUGUACUGCAGUAGUAGUGCGAAAUAUUUAUGAUAGUAGACCUAAAUUAUGGAAGAACAUUUUAAAUAUUAUUCAAGAAAGGAAUGUGCAAAAAUGACCAAGAACAACCAGAAGUGAUCACUAAGGAUUCUACAAGCACAGAGAUUUGAAAACUUAUACUCAGGCAACCUAUGCCAUUGAAUUUUUAAAAAUGUACAAGACAAUUAGAUCUGAAAACAAUUACUUAGGAUGUUUCCAUAGUUUAGGCCUAGUGUCGUCUCCAAGACAUUUCUAUAUAUUUUUACCUAAAUAUACGUAUUUUAUCUUCAAAUCUUGAUGUCUGAUGAUAUUCAGACUAUUCUAUCAAGGCUGUGAGGUUCUACAAGAACCCUGGCAAAUUACAACAAAUAUGACAAAAUUUGUGAUUCAACGUUAUAAACGUUUUCUACACUCUGACGCUUUGCACAAAACUUCAGCGUUGGAUAGAAUCGAAUUUCUUCAAAGAAUUUCUUCUAUUUAAAUCAAAUUGAUUUAUAAUCGAGUAUCAGAAGUAUGUUAUCAAUACUUCAAAGACAAUUUAACCGACGUCUUAAUAUGAGUUUUUGUACUCUUUAUUAUUUGCAGUAGCUGAAAACUGACAACAUACUGCAGACGUAUACUGGAUAUCAAGGUAAGUGUAUUUACCUAAAAUGAAAAAUAUUACUUUAUUUAAAGAUCGUUUUAAUCUCUGUAUAUGUAUUUUAAAUGAGAUAACGACCAUUAGUUGCCAUUUCUAAUAGUUAGGAAAUGUAAAUAGUCUAUAUGUUACCGGUUUUAUAUUAGUAUAAAUAUUUUUUUAAGUGAAAUUUUUAUCAGUACUUAUCGCAUUGAA